Messenger RNA from Coniophora puteana RWD-64-598 SS2, 1438 nucleotides. RefSeq lists its product as uncharacterized. Gene Ontology annotation, biological process: exocytosis; vesicle fusion. The record is from RefSeq and is a predicted model, not a curated record. Gene Ontology annotation, molecular function: syntaxin binding; SNAP receptor activity. The transcript has 3 exons. NCBI's taxonomy places the organism in Eukaryota, Fungi, Basidiomycota, Agaricomycetes, Boletales, Coniophoraceae. Gene Ontology annotation, cellular component: SNARE complex; plasma membrane. The coding region runs from base 17 to 1090 and encodes 357 amino acids.
CUGACCUCUUUCCCCCAUGUCGUUCUUCAAGCGCAAGGAUAAGAAUCUGAUCCCUCCCGUGCAGUCUGACUCCCCGACCGGCACGUCCCGUAGCACCUCUCCUGGGCCACCAAGCUAUCGCUCAACGGCUAGUACUUACAACAGGAGUAGAGACGGUCCUGACCUAUACAAUGUCCCCAACCCGAAGACACCUUCCUACAGCUCUCCUGUUAGCCCCGAUAGUGGGGAUCCACACUAUGGUUCUAGCUCCGCUCCCAAACCGGAUUCCAAUCGCAACGAACUCUUCUCUGGCUACCAGCCGCAAGCUGGCAGUGGCUCAGGCAGGUUCUUUGAUGGCCCUGCCAUCGGACGGGAGCCCCCUCCCGGUGAAGAGAAUGACGAGGACGUAGAAGGCAUUAAGCAACAGACUAGGUUUAUCAAGCAAGACAGCGUCAACUCCACGCGCAAUGCUCUCCGCAUGGCUCGUGAGGCGGAAGAGACCGCCAGGAACACCCUCGGUCGCCUUGGAGAUCAGUCCGAAAAAAUGGCCAACACUGAGCGACACCUUGAUGUUGCCAAGGGCCACACUGUUCGCGCUGAGGACAAGAUUGACGAGCUCAAGAAGCUGAAUCGUUCCAUCUUCCGACCUGCCAUUACCUUCAACAAGGACGCAAAACGUGCUGCUCAAGAAGCAAAACUCCAGCAGCGUUACGAGGACGAGCGCAAUGAGCGGGAGAAAGCAAUGAUGGACAUCAGAGAUACCCAGAAUCGUCUCGGACGGGCUGCUACCUAUGGCGCGCAGGACGAUGAGGAAUUGCCGGGCACAUCUGGCUCUGGGCGUUUCCGCACCGAAGCACAGCUUGCUGCCCGCAAGGAACAGCGGAAGAGGUACCAAUAUGAAGCAGGUGCAUCUGAUGAUGAAAUGGAGGAUGAACUGGACGAUAACCUUGACGAGAUUUCUCGCCUGACCAAGAAUCUGAAGACCAUGGGCGUUACCAUGGGUCAAGAGUUGGACCAACAGAAUGAUAGAAUUGGCCGCAUUGAUCAGAAGACUACCAGCUUAGAUAACAAAGUGUUUACGAACACGGGCAGGCUCAACAGGAUCAAAUAGCCCCUUGGAUGCUUGGACCACAUCAUAUUCAGCAACGCAUAGCAAAUGGGAUAGACCGAAUCGAACACUCGUUAUUAGUACCAUACUCGUUGUCGUUUUACCUGAAAUUGUGCUGGACGCCUCAAUGCUUUCGUUUUUGCGAAGCAGUUGAACCUGCUUGGUCUUGUUCUUCUGGGGCAAGUUGCCGAGCUAUUUCACCGGAAUGUACUCCAGCUUAGCGUGCGUAGUAUGCUCGUGACUACAGCUACUAUAGUACUUCCUACAGUACAGUACACGAUCAUGUGAUGCGAAUUACCACAAGAACAAAGUCGCGCGUAAAUGCCGUAAUGACAAUAUUGAAUUAGUGUU